GGGCACGCACAGCUGAUUGACAGCUGCUGAGCAUGAGGGAGCCCAGUCCUCCUGGUCGGUAGGAAGGAGCAAAGUGAAGGAGAUCCAGGAGGCAGCAGAAUGUUUCUCCUCCUUUCAAGCUGCUAGAAAGAAUCUCCGCUGAGCGUUAAAGUCAUGGCUGCCUCUGAACUUUACUCCAAGAAUGCCCACGUCUGGCUCCCAGAUGCAUCAGAAGUUUGGAAAUCUGCAGAGCUCCUCAGAGACUACAAUCCUGGUGACUCGACUCUGUCUUUGCAGCUGGAAGAUGGAACGGUUUUGGAGCACAGAAUAGACCCCAAAACCCCAAACCUACCCCCUCUCAGAAACCCCAACAUCCUGGUGGGAGAGAAUGACCUCACGGCUCUCAGCUACCUCCACGAGCCGGCCGUGCUGCACAACCUUAAAGUGCGCUUUAUCGACUCCAAGCUGAUUUACACCUACUGUGGAAUUGUUCUGGUUGCUAUCAACCCCUAUGAGAGCCUGCCUAUCUAUGAAGCUGACAUCAUCAACGCCUACAGCGGGCAAAAUAUGGGCGAUAUGGACCCCCAUAUCUUUGCAGUAGCUGAGGAAGCAUACAAACAAAUGGCCCGAGAUCAGCGGAAUCAGUCCAUCAUAGUAAGCGGCGAAUCUGGUGCAGGUAAAACGGUCUCUGCUAAAUACGCCAUGCGUUACUUCGCCACAGUCAGCAGCUCGUCAGGGGAGACCAACGUCGAGGAGAAGGUUCUGGCAUCCAGUCCGAUCAUGGAGGCCUUUGGGAAUGCUAAGACAACAAGGAAUGACAACAGCAGUCGCUUUGGGAAGUACAUUGAGAUCGGGUUCGACAAGGAUCUCUGCAUAAUCGGCGCUAAUAUGAGAACCUACUUACUAGAGAAGUCUAGAGUUGUCUUUCAGGCUUGUGGAGAAAGGAACUACCAUAUAUUUUAUCAGCUUUGUGCCUCUUCACAUCUGCCAGAGUUUAAAGCCUUCAAAUUAGGCUGUGCAGAGGAUUUCUGCUGCACUAACCAGGGUCAGAGUCCGGUCAUAGAUGGAGUGGACGAUGCCAGAGAAAUGUGCAGCACCAGGAGGGCGUUCUCACUACUAGGGAUCGAUGAAAAUGAUCAACUGGACAUUUACCAAAUUCUGUCAGCUAUUCUCCAUCUUAGCAACGUGGAUGUGAAAGAGCAGUCAGCAGACAGAUGCAGCAUCCUGCCAGAUAACGCCCACCUGAUGGUUUUCUGUGAGCUCAUGGGGGUGCCCUGCGAUGAAAUGGCCCACUGGUUAUGCCACAAGAAACUCCAGACCACCACAGAAACCUUUGUGAAGCCUGUUUCCAAAGUAAACGCGGUGCAUGGCAGGGACGCGCUGGCCAAACAUAUCUAUGCCAGACUCUUCACCUGGAUCGUGAGCAGCAUUAACGCCGCCCUGACCUCUACAGUCAAACAACGCUCGUUCAUUGGAGUGCUCGACAUCUACGGGUUUGAAACGUUUGAUGUCAACAGCUUUGAGCAGUUCUGCAUCAACUACGCCAACGAGAAGCUCCAGCAACAGUUCAACCUGCAUGUCUUUAAGCUGGAGCAAGAGGAGUACAUGAAGGAGGAGAUUCCCUGGACUUUGAUUGAUUUCCAUGACAACCAGCCGUGCAUUAAUCUCAUUGAGGCCAAGCUUGGUGUUCUGGACCUUCUGGACGAGGAGUGCAAAAUGCCCAAAGGCUCUGACGACACAUGGGCUCAGAAACUGUACAACACCCACUUGAAGCAGAGCGCUUACUUUGAUAAACCCCGGUUAUCAAACAAAGCUUUCAUCAUCCACCACUUUGCUGACAAGGUGGAGUACCACUGUGUUGGAUUUCUGGAGAAAAAUAAGGACACAGUCAACGAGGAACAGAUAAAUGUGCUGAAGAAGAGCAAGUUUGACCUGCUGCUGAAGCUGUUUGAGGAUGAAGAAAAGAAUAAAGCAUCGACUAACAAGUUAUCCAGUUCUGGAAGAGCUGGCAAGGCUCAGAGGGACACCAAGAAAACUGUUGGACUGCAGUUUCGACAGUCUCUACACUUACUAAUGGACACAUUAAAUGCAACAACGCCCCAUUAUGUGCGCUGCAUCAAACCAAAUGACAUUAAAGCUCCUUUCACUUUGGACCCUUUGAGGGCUGUGCAGCAGCUCCGAGCGUGUGGCGUCCUGGAAACGAUCCGUAUCUCUGCAGCAGGAUUCCCUUCUAGGUGGACCUACCAGGAAUUCUUCGGCCGUUAUCGGAUCCUCAUGAAGCAAAAGGAAGUGCUGCCAGACAGAAAACAAAGCUGCAAAAACCUCCUGGAAAAACUCAUCCAGGACCAACAGAAGUACCAGUUUGGCAAAAACAAGAUCUUCUUCAGGGCUGGCCAGGUGGCUUACUUGGAGAAGUUACGUUCUGACAAACUGCGUUCGGCUUGCGUCGGCAUCCAGAAGACGAUCCGCUGCUGGGUCGCUCGCAGAAAGUAUCUGAGGAUGAGAGAGUCCACCAUCAUCAUUCAGAAGCAUGUACGGGCCCACCAAGCACGCAGUUAUGUGCAGUUUCUGCGGAAGACCAAAGCAGCUAUUGUUAUUCAGAGCAAUGUGCGAAUGUGGUCUAAAAAGAGACGUUUUCUGCAGCAGCGCUCUGCAGCUGUCACCAUUCAGCGGGUUUGGAGGGGUCGCGUGGCGAGAAAGCAGUACUUCAAGCUGCUGUUUGAGAGCAAAGCAUUGGUAAUUCAGAAGACGGUUAGAGGCUGGUUGGCGAAGCAGCGUUUCCGGCGCGCCAUGGAGGCCGUGGUCCUGCUGCAGAGCUGCGUGCGCCGCAUGAGGGCCAAGAAGGAGUUAAAGAAGCUGAGAGUCGAGGCGCGCUCAGUGGAGCAUUUCAAAAAGCUCAACGUUGGCAUGGAGAACAAGAUCAUGCAGCUGCAGCACAAGAUCAACGAGCAGCAUAAAGAAAACAGAGAGCUCACAGAGAAGCUCAGCGUUCUGGAGAAGACCAACUCCACCGAGAGAGAAAAACAGAGCAGAGAGAUAGAAAACCUGCGUAAAUCUGAGCAAGAGGCCAGAGGUAAGGCAGAGACGGUUCCCUCGCUGCUGGAACAGCUGUCCUUCCUUCAGGAGGAGCUGGAAAAUACCCGCAGAGAGAAGGAGGAGCUGGAGGUCCACACAAAGACUUUUAAAGAAGAGACCCGACAGACGAUCCAUGAGCUGAAUAUGAAGAACAGCUUGUUAAAUAGCAACAUAGAAGAACUAAACCAGGAAUUCUCCAUACAGGCUCAGCAGUUAACAGAAAUUAAAAAGACCUUGGAGAACAGCAAGCAGCUGGAGAAGGACUUGACAGAAGAGCGCUGUCGCUACCAAAGUCUGCUGAGUGAACAUCUGCAACUGGAGGAACAACACAAGGAUCUCAAGGAGGAGAUGAGCGUCAGUGUGAUUUCUAGCAAAUUCAGCCACCAGAGAACGGACUCCAACUACAGCAGUAAUUCAUCAGAGUUUUCUCAAAUCUUGAGUUCCACUGAGGAUGAAGAGGGCUUCACUCAAGCAGAGGAUCCGUCUGAGAAGAAAGUGGACCUGCCCAUUCUUCUAAAGCUCCAGAGACGAGUGAAGGAGCUGGAGGAGGAAAAUCGGUCUUUAUGGCAUCAGCUGGAUAAAAAAGAAGAGGCUCAGCAGGAAAAAGCUAAAGAGGUGGAGAAGCAGACAACUGUUGGCAGAACAGAACUGGACGUAGAAAAAAUAAAGCGGCAAGAGCUGGAGUCAGAGAACAAGAGGCUGAAGCAGGAUCUCAGUGAGUUACGGAAGUCUCUGACUAAUGAGAACAGUGAUUUGGCGCCCCCUGCUGCGGGUUCUUUGCCCUACAACAUUCUGCUGGAUCAACUCAGUUCUUCCAACGAGGAGCUGGAGAUGCGUAAGGAGGAGGUGUUGCUCCUCCGUUCACAUAUGGUUCGUCAGGAAGCUCUUAAACACAGGGACUCUGUACUCGGAGAAAGUGUGAAACUGGAUCUCAGUGAAAUCCACUCAUUCCAAGAUUCUGACAGGUCCACUAAUAUUCAUACACUGAAUGAAGAUGGGGAGCUGUGGCUCGCUUAUGAAGGUUUAAAAGAGACAAACAGGCUCCUGGAAGCCCAGAUGCAGGAGCAGGAGUGUCUUCACAGUAAGAAGUACAGCAAGCUGGUUGAGGAGAUGAACAAGCUGAAGGCAGAAAAGGAGCAGCAACAGAAGCUGCUGGCUCAGAGCCUCCUUUUGCCUGAAGAUGCCCGAGUGGAGGCAAGCCUGAAGCACGAGAUAACGCGCCUUACGGCCGAGAAUCUGGAACGAAUGGAGGAACAAGAAAAACAAGACAAAACGAUUCGCAAGCUGAAAAAACAGCUUAAACUCUACAUGAAAAAAGUGGAAGAUCUGGAAGCAGUUGCUCAUCAGAUGAACACCUCCUCUGUGACGAGCACCCCUGUCACACAGGUGCACAUCACCCGCAAGGAGAAGGAGUUCCAGGGCAUGUUGGAGUUCAAGGAGGCCGACGCGGGACGCCUGUUAAAGAACCUGGUCUUAGACCUGAAGCCCCGUGGCGUGGCCGUCAGCUUCACUCCAGGGCUUCCUGCCUUCAUCAUCUUCAUGUGCGUUCGCUAUGCGGACAACGUCAACGACGACAGGAGACUCAGCACUCUCCUCAACUCCACCAUCAGCAGCAUCAAAGGAGUCAUCAAGAGAAAAGGAAACGAUUUUGAAGUUGUCUGCUUCUGGUUGGCCAACGCGUGUCGGUUAAUGCACUGUCUGAAGCAGUACAGUGGGGAGGAGGCGUUUACGGUGCACAACACUGCUAAGCAGAACAAGCAAUGCCUGGCCAACUUUGAGCUGUGUGAGUACCAUCAGCUGUUUGGUGACCUGGCCAUCCAAAUUUACCGUCAGCUCAUCAAAAGCAUGGAGAACAUCCUGCUCCCCCUGAUAGUAUCGUGCAUGCUGGAGCACGAGAACGUACAAGGAGUUUUAGGCUCCAAACCAACAGGCCUGAGAAAGAGGAGCUCCAGUUUCCCUGAGGAUGCCGUGACUGUGGAAGUCCUGCUGCAGCGUCUCAGCUUCUUCCACACCACCAUGAGUCAACACGGGAUGGACUCCGACGUCAUCAAACAGGUGGUCAGACAGCAGUUUUACAUCAUCUGCGCCGUGACCCUUAACAAUCUGCUGCUGAGGAAGGACAUGUGUUCAUGGGGUAAAGGCCUACAGAUCAGGUACAACAUUUGGCAGCUUGAGGAGUGGCUGGCAGAGAGGGAGCUGACUGACUGCGGUGCAAAGGAAACUCUGGAGCCUCUUGUUCAAGCUGCACAGCUUUUACAAAUCAAGAAGAGCACUGAAGCUGAUGCCCAGGCAAUCUGCAGCAUGUGCUCCUCCCUCACCUCAGCACAGAUUGUUAAAAUCCUUACCUUGUACACCCCGGUGAUUGAGUUUGAAGAAAGAGUGUCCAACUCCUUCAUCACCACUAUUAAAAACAUUUUGAAAGUCAGAGAUAAAUCUUCCAGCCUAAUGAUGGAUGCCAAGAAAAUCUUCUCUGUGACGUUCCCAUUCAGCCCUUCCCCUGUGCCUCUGGAGAGCAUUCAGAUCCCCACCAGCCUCAAUCUGGGCUUCCUCAUCCGAGUCUAGAUUCGACCUCUGCCACUUGCAUAACGUUUCUUAUCUCUGGUUUUGACGUGAAUAAAAAAACAAGAUGUAGAAGUGCCUGAUCUCGACCUACUGAAACAGAACAGCAGCUCUGUACCAGGAAACCAACCAGCUCAAAUCAACUGUUUCAUUAAAACAAACUGAUCAAAUAUUAGACCAGAA
Cyprinodon tularosa is the source of this 5796-nucleotide messenger RNA. RefSeq names its product unconventional myosin-Va-like. Gene Ontology annotation, cellular component: myosin complex; vesicle; cytoplasm. The record is from RefSeq and is a predicted model, not a curated record. The transcript is spliced from 40 exons. Gene Ontology annotation, molecular function: actin filament binding; ATP binding; microfilament motor activity. Bases 154 to 5616 code for a protein of 1820 amino acids. Gene Ontology annotation, biological process: actin filament organization; vesicle transport along actin filament. NCBI's taxonomy places the organism in Eukaryota, Metazoa, Chordata, Actinopteri, Cyprinodontiformes, Cyprinodontidae.